Alnus glutinosa is the source of this 1234-nucleotide messenger RNA. Its product is annotated as 25.3 kDa vesicle transport protein SEC22-1-like. The coding region runs from base 275 to 931 and encodes 218 amino acids. The record is from RefSeq and is a predicted model, not a curated record. Gene Ontology annotation, biological process: endoplasmic reticulum to Golgi vesicle-mediated transport; vesicle fusion with Golgi apparatus; retrograde vesicle-mediated transport, Golgi to endoplasmic reticulum. Lineage: Eukaryota; Viridiplantae; Streptophyta; Magnoliopsida; Fagales; Betulaceae. The transcript has 6 exons. Gene Ontology annotation, cellular component: endoplasmic reticulum-Golgi intermediate compartment; endoplasmic reticulum membrane; Golgi membrane. Gene Ontology annotation, molecular function: SNAP receptor activity.
AAAUCGGAAGCCACCAGACUAAAAAUGCAUUUAUCCCUAAUUAAAUAAAGGAUUCGAUCGUUCAAGCGAGACAUCACUAAGCCACGCUCCGUGCCACCGCAAGGCUAGCUCAUCGCCCAGCACGGCCACUUCCAACGCCGCCGCUUCGCCGUUCAACACCACCGCACAACGUUAUUGACGUUCAGACUGCCCGCGUUCGAGCCUCCGCGAGCAGCCCACCACUACACCGUUCGGUGCGGCGGACACCUCCACGCUGAGAAGUUGUGAACUGAAGAUGGUGAAGUUGACGAUGAUUGCUCGCGUUACUGAUGGUCUUCCACUAGCAGAGGGGCUUGAUGAUGGCCGCGAUUUAAACGAUGCUGAAUUCUACAAACAGCAAGUCAAGGCAUUGUUUAAAAACCUCUCAAGAGGCCAGAAUGAGGCUUCAAGGAUGUCAAUUGAAACUGGCCCUUAUAUUUUCCAUUACAUAAUUGAAGAACGCGUUUGCUACUUGACAAUGUGUGACCGUGCCUAUCCUAAGAAACUUGCCUUUCAAUACCUUGAAGACCUCAAGAAUGAAUUCGAGCGUGUUAAUGGGCCUCAAAUUGAAACUGCUGCCAGACCUUAUGCCUUCAUUAAAUUUGACACAUUCAUACAUAAAACAAAGAAACUGUAUCAGGACACUCGUACUCAGCGGAAUAUUUCAAAGUUGAAUGAUGAACUCUAUGAAGUCCACCAAAUAAUGACCCGCAAUGUUCAGGAAGUUCUUGGUGUUGGUGAAAAGUUGGAUCAGGUCAGUGAAAUGUCAAGUCGAUUAACAUCAGAAUCUCGUAUAUAUGCUGAUAAGGCAAGAGAUUUAAACCGACAGGCAUUAAUACGGAAGUGGGCCCCUGUUGCCAUUGUGUUUGGAGUUGUCUUCCUCCUCUUCUGGGUCAAAACAAAGAUCUGGUGAUCACACUGAUCAUUCUGAAAACUGUUGCGAAUUUUCUCCGUGCUUCUUGUGGCAUUAUAGUCUAGGCCCCAGAUCCGUUGUCAUCCACAUACAUAUAUAGUUGAAUCGUGUUUCAAGAGAACUCUCGCCUUCUUAGGUUAGGGAAAGCAGUCUGGAAUGUACCUCAUGGAGAUAAUGGUGAGGUAUAUAGCACCCGGCUCUUUUUCUACUGUUUGUUUGUAACUCUGAAAAUGAUUCGGAAAAUCACUAACUGUUUCCUAUAUUUUCAUAUAAUCGAAUUAAUAUAUAAGUAACAUUUUUUCA